Molecule: messenger RNA, 4698 nt
Organism: Fukomys damarensis (Damara mole-rat)
Lineage: Eukaryota; Metazoa; Chordata; Mammalia; Rodentia; Bathyergidae
Gene: Taf2
Product: TATA-box binding protein associated factor 2
Exons: 28
Coding region: 51-3698 (1215 amino acids)
Biological process (GO): transcription initiation at RNA polymerase II promoter
Cellular component (GO): transcription factor TFIID complex
Molecular function (GO): RNA polymerase II general transcription initiation factor activity; chromatin binding; transcription cis-regulatory region binding
Source: RefSeq, a predicted model, not a curated record
GACCCACACAGUGCAGUGCUGGGACCGGGAAUGCGCCGCGGGCCCGCCUCAUGCCGCCGACCGGCUCCGAGCCCCCCAGGAUGAACAAGAAAAAGGGAGACAAGGGCUUCGAGAGCCCGAGGCCCUAUAAAUUAACUCAUCAGGUUGUCUGCAUCACCAACAUAAAUUUCCAGAGAAAAUCGGUUGUGGGAUUUGUGGAACUGACUAUAUUUCCUACAGUCGCAAACUUGAAUAGGAUCAAGUUGAACAGCAAACAGUGUAGAAUAUACCGAGUAAGGAUCAAUGAUUUAGAGGCGGCUUUCAUUUAUAAUGAUCCAACCUUAGAAGUGUGUCACAGUGAAUCAAAACAGAGCGGUGGUGCAUGCCUGGAUCGAACUCAGGACAUUGUGCUUGCAAGGAGAAAUCUCAAUUAUUUUUCCAAUGCAUAUGCAGCUGCGGUCAGUGCAGUGGAUCCUGACGCGGGCAAUGGAGAGCUUUGCAUUAAGGUUCCGUCUGAGCUGUGGAAACACGUGGAUGAAUUAAAAGUCCUGAAGAUACACAUUAAUUUCUCCCUGGAUCAGCCAAAAGGAGGCCUGCACUUCGUGGUGCCCAGUGUAGAGGGGAGCAUGGCUGAGAGGGGUGCUCACGUCUUUUCCUGUGGCUACCAGAAUUCCACAAGGUUUUGGUUCCCAUGUGUGGAUUCCUACUCUGAACUGUGCACGUGGAAGUUGGAGUUCACAGUGGAUGCCGCCAUGGUGGCCGUCUCCAAUGGCGACCUGGUGGAGACCGUGUACACCCAUGACAUGAGGAAGAAGACCUUCCACUACAUGCUCACCAUCCCCACUGCGGCAUCCAACAUCUCUCUGGCCAUUGGCCCUUUUGAGAUCCUCGUGGACCCUUACAUGCAUGAGGUUACUCAUUUCUGCUUGCCCCAGCUUCUUCCGCUGCUUAAACACACCACAUCCUACCUCCACGAAGUCUUUGAGUUUUAUGAGGAGAUCCUCACAUGUCGGUACCCGUACUCCUGCUUCAAGACCGUGUUCAUUGACGAGGCUUAUGUUGAAGUGGCUGCGUAUGCGUCCAUGAGCAUUUUCAGCACCAACCUCCUGCACAGUGCCAUGAUCAUCGAUGAGACCCCUCUGACGAGGCGCUGCCUGGCACAGGCCUUGGCCCAGCAGUUUUUUGGAUGCUUCAUAUCAAGGAUGUCUUGGUCCGACGAAUGGGUGCUGAAGGGAAUUUCAGGCUACAUUUAUGGACUUUGGAUGAAAAAAACUUUUGGUGUGAAUGAGUACCGCCACUGGAUCAAGGAGGAGUUGGAUAAAAUAGUGGCAUACGAACUGAAAACCGGGGGAGUUUUGCUGCAUCCCAUAUUUGGUGGCGGAAAAGAGAAGGAUAAUCCAGCGUCCCAUCUGCACUUCUCCAUAAAGCACCCGCACACGCUGUCGUGGGAGUACUACACCAUGUUCCAGUGCAAGGCUCACCUGGUGAUGCGGCUGAUUGAGAACAGGAUCAGCAUGGAGUUCAUGCUCCAGGUCUUCAAUAAGCUGCUGAGUCUGGCCAGCACCGCUUCGUCCCAGAAGUUCCAGUCUCACAUGUGGAGUCAGAUGCUGGUCUCCACGUCUGGAUUUUUGAAAUCUAUUUCAAACGUCUCUGGCAAGGACAUCCAGCCCUUAAUAAAGCAGUGGGUAGACCAGAGCGGGGUGGUGAAAUUCUACGGAAGCUUCGCAUUUAACAGGAAGCGAAACGUCUUAGAACUAGAAAUCAAGCAAGAUUACACUUCUCCUGGGACUCAGAAAUACGUGGGGCCGCUUAAAGUGACAGUGCAGGAGCUGGACGGCUCCUUCAACCACACGCUGCAGAUCGAGGAGAACAGCCUGAAGCACGAUAUCCCCUGCCACUCCAAGAGCAGAAGGAAUAAGAAGAAGAAAAUCCCACUGCUGAACGGGGAAGAAGCUGACAUGGAUCUCUCUGCGAUGGACGCCGACUCGCCCCUGCUGUGGAUCCGCAUCGACCCCGACAUGGCGGUGCUGCGCAAGGUGGAGUUCGAGCAGGCCGACUUCAUGUGGCAGUACCAGCUGCGCUACGAGCGCGACGUGGUGGCGCAGCAGGAGUCCAUCCUGGCCCUGGAGAAGUUCCCCACGCCCGCGUCGCGCCUGGCGCUCACCGACAUCCUGGAGCAGGAGCAGUGCUUCUACCGCGUGCGCAUGGCCGCCUGCUUCUGCUUGGCCCAGAUUGCAAAUUCCAUGGUGAGCACGUGGACCGGACCUCCGGCCAUGAAGUCCCUCUUCACCAGGAUGUUCUGCUGUAAGACCUGCCCGAACAUCGUGAAAACAAACAACUUUAUGAGUUUUCAGAGUUACUUUCUACAGAAGACUAUGCCCGUUGCAAUGGCUUUACUAAGAGACGUUCAUAACCUUUGUCCCAAAGAAGUCCUAACAUUUAUUUUAGACUUGAUCAAGUACAAUGACAACAGGAAAAACAAGUUUUCAGAUAACUAUUACCGGGCAGAAAUGAUUGAUGCCCUGGCCAACUCCGUCACCCCGGCCGUCAGUGUAAAUAAUGAAGUCCGGACUCUGGAUAACUUAAAUCCUGAUGUGCGACUCAUUCUGGAAGAAAUUACAAGGUUUUUGAACAUGGAAAAACUUCUUCCAAGCUACAGACAUACCAUCACCGUCAGCUGCUUGAGAGCCAUCCGGGUCCUGCAGAAGAACGGGCACGUGCCAAGUGACCCUACCCUUUUUAAGUCGUACGCAGAAUAUGGCCACUUCGUGGACAUCAGGAUCGCAGCUUUGGAAGCAGUGGUUGAUUACACCAAAGUGGACAGAAGCUGUGAAGAACUGCAGUGGCUGCUUCACAUGAUUCAGAAUGACCCCGUCCCCUAUGUGAGGCAUAAGAUUCUAAACAUGUUGACCAAGAACCCACCUUUUACAAAGAACACAGAGUCUCCCUUAUGCAAUGAAGCCCUCGUAGAUCAACUUUGGAAACUCAUGAAUUCUGGUACCUCACAUGACUGGCGGUUGCGGUGCGGUGUGGUGGACUUGUAUUUCACACUCUUCGGCCUCAGUAGACCUUCCUGUCUACCCUUGCCAGAGCUUGGGCUGGUUCUUAACCUAAAGGAGAAGAAAGCCGUCUUGAACCCUACCAUAAUUCCGGAGGUGGUCACGGGCAGCCAGGAAGCUGCGAGUAAUCCAAGCAGUCAUGCACAGCUGGCUGGAUUUCAGAACCCUUUCUCCAGCUCUCAAGAUGAGGAGGAGGUGGACAUGGACACCGUUCAUGAUAGCCAGGCCUUCAUCUCCCACCACCUGAGCAUGCUGGAGAGGCCGUCCACGCCGGGGCUCUCGAAGUUCCGCCCGGCCAGCACCCGGUCCGCCCUGCUGCCGCUUCGCACGCCAGGAUGUGAGGGCGCCCCCACCCCGAAGCCCGCGUGGGGCCUGGACCUUGUACGCAAGGGAGCAGGUAAGGAGCAGUCGCCUCUGGAGAUGAGCAUGCACCCCGCAGUGAUGGCGCCGCUGUCCGCGCUCACGAAGGAGUCGUCCUCCUCCAGACACAGCGAGCACCACCACCACCACCAUCAUGAGCACAAGAAGAAGAAGAAGAAGCACAAGCACAAGCACAAGCACAAGCACAAGCACGACAGCAGGGAGAAGGACAAGGAGCCGUUCGCCUUCUCCAGCCCGGCCAGCGGCAGGUCUGUGCGUUCCCCUUCGCUGUCAGACUGAGCCGGGCAGAGUGCGUGGGGUGCGUGUGUGCGCAUGUGCGAGCCGUCCUCUGGGCCGAACGUGAUGGCGGGGAGCAGCCCCGCAUCAUCAGCGCUCUCUGGGCCUUGGGUUUCUAUUAUUUAUAGUCGCGAGCUCUAGUCCCGAAGCGUGUCGUGAUUCCUGCCUGUGUCCUCGGACACACGCGGGCUUCUCCCCAGUGCUCUCAUGCACCUGCAGACCUGCCCCGGGCUGCAGCCCUCGGCCCUGCGCGCCUUCUGCCCGCUUCGGGGAGGGUGGAGAGCCUGUGGUGGACACUGGGCAGUUAGGUUUCCAUACGAGCGACCGCUCCGCGUGACUGAUGCGGGGAGUGCCUGUCACCCACGCGAACCCGCUGAUGGGCACAGCCUUUUCUGCAGGACACCUCCCUCCCUCUUGCACUAUUUCUUGUGUUAACCCUAGAAACUGAGCAUCAUAAUUUAUGAGCAAAGAAUGUAUUUCCUUUCACUCCAAAGGAAGGAAAUUUUUAGAAGUUCUUUUUAAAAAACGGAAUCAUUCUCUUGGUAGUAUAUUGGUGAUUAUGAUGUUGGAAGUUAGCAGACCUACCAAAUCCACAAGUUAUCUCAAAUCAGGAUGUGAAAAUUCCAGGUUUUGUUUCAUCUUCCACUGAGUAUAAAUAAUGUUCAUUUAUAAAAUGUUUUGCUGAAAAGUGGACAGUUUACAUGCCUGACAUGUGCCCACUCUGACUGCUCUGUGUGACACCAAGUCAGAUGCUGGAGUGAGGCCAGUGUCGGCCUCGCUUCUUCCUGUGGACGUGGUUAGCGCUCGAGAGUCACCAGAGGCACAGAAAACGUGUGGGACAUUUUGCUUUCAUAGCUUAGCUGUUUCUGUGGUUGUAUCUUUUACUUCUGAAUUGGCCACAUGCUUUGUUGUUUAAGAAAUUUUUCAUAUCUGUUUAAUUUUUAUCAUUUCUCUUAUUAAAAAGAUAGACAAAAAUUUCAAGGAAUACGUAUUUCGAAAGGGA